AUCUUAUGAACUUAUAAUUGACAUGGCUGAUAUCUCUGACAGUGGCAAUUACACAUGUCAAUACGUGAAUGAGGUGGAUAAUUUACCCAUUGAAAUAUGGACGGAGGUUAGAGUAUGGGCAUAUUGUUAUCCACCAAGAUUGCCCGACCAUGCCACCUAUACUCCAAGAUUAGAUGAAUAUGGCGAAGGACGUUUUAUAAACUUUAGCUGUAACGAGGGUUACGCAUUAUCUGGGAACGCUACAGUCCAGUGCGUGCCUUCCGGUCAUGUCAGUAGCUGGUCUGCAGAAAACCAAAAUUGUUCAAAAAUUUCGUUUCAACAAUGGCUGUUAUUUACAAUCAGUGGUACCGGUGCUGGAAUUUUCGUCAUUUUAGUUGUUGUACUCGCUGUAUGCUGUUAUAAACGAUCGAGACGAAAACGCAACGUGACACGUACGGACCCGGAAACAUCAGCUGAUCAAAAUGAGUUCAUGACGAUGCAGGCGUUUUCCCCCAAGGGGGUGGUUGAAUCCCACAAUUUACCUUCAACUACAUCAACUGAGAAGAAAAAAGAGACAGAGGAUUCCGCGUCACCUCAUGAACCAUUACUCUAUCCUCGCCUGCCAUCGAACACAGAAACAGAUCGUAAUCAACACAAGACAACGAGGAAUGUUCCAAUUCAAGAAUUAUCAUCAAAGGGAGACACUGAAUCCCACAAAUCCACAGCAACUAAACCGAAUGAAAUGGUCCCACGACAUACCGGUACACCCCAUAAACCAUUGCUAUACCCUGGUCUACCGUCAAGCAAAGAAAUGGCCGACUCACAAAAUAAGAAUAAAUCUUCUUUUCCCAUUGCCAAACCAUUGGGAUCUAUCUUAACACCCAACCCACAAAGACAAAAACAGGGGGAGUAUCUGACGUAUAGUAAACAGAAAGGUAUAAAAUAAAAGUAUCAAUCCAACAAACGGUUUGGCUUGGAUGUGUAGACAAGACUUUACAGACAUGAUUUGAGGACGGAAAAUGCAAAAUGACCGAAAUUGCCAAUGUGACAAUAUUCAUAAAGAUCGUCAAAGUAACAAAAGCGAGGGACUAAAUAUGUGAAUUGCGUCUUCGUUAAUAUACCAAACGUAGAACCACCUGCAUAUUCUCAAACUAGACUGUCUUCCUUAACUU
Molecule: messenger RNA, 1151 nt
Organism: Owenia fusiformis
Lineage: Eukaryota; Metazoa; Annelida; Polychaeta; Sabellida; Oweniidae
Source: the annotation of a GenBank genome assembly